This is a messenger RNA of Kockovaella imperatae, 945 nucleotides long. RefSeq lists its product as hypothetical. Bases 1 to 945 code for a protein of 314 amino acids. NCBI's taxonomy places the organism in Eukaryota, Fungi, Basidiomycota, Tremellomycetes, Tremellales, Cuniculitremaceae. The record is from RefSeq and is a predicted model, not a curated record. The transcript has a single exon.
AUGAUUAGCGAUAGCUCAGCCAGCGGACAUCAGGCCCGCAAAGGAUCUUCCGCGACACUUACGCAUGAUACUUUGACGUCGUACAAUCGAUCAGGGAAUCCCAAUCCAGAGUCCCUCGGACAGUGCCUGGACGACAACGAGGAUAGGUCAUUCAGGCGGCGCAUCAAGUCAUACAGUCAGGCCAAAGUGGAUCUCAACGCCGUCAAUCUCAUCUGUGUCUACGCAUGCUUCAUCACCGGUUUCACCAAUGCUAUUUCGUUCUCAGCGUGUUAUGUGUGGGCAGGUUUCCAGAGUGCCAACGUGGCAAACCUAGGUCUGGCACUGGCAAGGACCUUCAAUCCUUUACCUUACGGUACACGCAGUUUUCUCAAAGGUGAUCAACAAUUACUAGUAUCUCUCGUCUCCUUCUGUAUCGGUACAUCUCUCGGCAGGAUCGGUGAGCACAUCGGGUCUACUCGACGUGUCUGGCUUGUUGGCGCGACUUUCUGCCAGCUGUUACUAGCUGUGGUCGGGACAUGCUGCGCCCAUUUCUCCGGAGAGAAAGGCAUCGCAUUAGAUCGAGGGGAUCCAAGCUGGGCCAGUCCCAUGGGCAUGUCUGCUUUGGGUCUCAUUUCAGCCAGUAUGGGAUUACAAGGUAUCAUCGGUAAACGCCUUGGCUCGCCCAUGAACUCGACUGUCGUUCUUACCACAACCUGGGUCGAGCUCUUCAAUGACCCUUUCCUCUUCGCCUUUCGUUAUGCGCCUUCGAGAGAUGUCCGGAUCGGCGGUAUCCUUGCUGUCUUUGUCGGUGCCUUCUGCUCCCGUGGACUGAUUGCUACAAAAUGUGGGAUGACAGGCACGUUGGGCAUCAUGAUCGGGUUGAGGGGCUUGCAGAUAGUCUGGUUCUGCUUCAUGAGGGAGGAGAAGUCGAGUGUCGAGAGCUCAGAGCCUUCUUCGAAGGUCUGA